Messenger RNA from Colletotrichum orchidophilum, 1092 nucleotides. RefSeq lists its product as uncharacterized. The coding region runs from base 1 to 1092 and encodes 363 amino acids. The transcript has 3 exons. The record is from RefSeq and is a predicted model, not a curated record. NCBI's taxonomy places the organism in Eukaryota, Fungi, Ascomycota, Sordariomycetes, Glomerellales, Glomerellaceae.
AUGCAUCACGGAAAAGUCGAAGCCUCUGCCAAUCGGGCUAGUGUGAACCGCGUCAAGAAGGCCAAACCCACUCAAACUCCGGCAGCUAGAUACAACAGAAAAGUUUUGCGCUCACUCGAGAAUGCCAUCAGUGAGGAUCCAGAGGCAGAUCUCGCCGGUCUCCUUACAUCGAAGUACAUAGACUCCCUGCAGUCUUUCAAAUUUGGUGCAUCAGCAGUAUCGCAGACCUCACCGACAGAAACUCCAAGGUCGAAAAUACCAUUUCCCGAUACCGAUAUCCGUUCGAGACUUGAUGCUUCCAAACCAUCUACUAUUUUCUGCGAGCUAUCCGCAGAAUUGGACGGCCUGCUUCGACCCUGCCAACAGCUCUCGGCAAGUAUUGUAGCCUUGCUUGCCAAAAGUGAGGUGCUUUACGAAAGUGCAUGGGCUGCAUCUGUUAUGGUGUUCCGGCUCAACGAGAAUAUUGUCGUCAAGGUGACGAGUGAUGAGGUUUUCGACAACUAUUACUUCCUCUUCACGAGCUUCAUUCCGGGCAUCAGCUUGGAGAAAGUUUGGCCUCAACUGCGCGACGUUGAGAAGCACGCUAUCAAGAGUCAACUCGAGACGCUGUUGUCAUCAUUAAGGUCACUCCCUCGUUCUGAAAGCUCACCACUAGGCGACGUCCAAGAGGGUGGCUGUCAAGACGCCAGACGAGGCGUUCGUCUCAGCUCCAAACCAAUCAUGAACGUUCAACAGUUUGAAGACUUCAUCUUCGCAGGAUCUCAGACAGCGUCGCCCCUCUACACGGACCUCUUGCGCAGCCUGAUGCCCAGUGGUUCUGCGGCGUGCGUUUUCUCACACGGAGACAUCCGCCCCGCGAAUAUCAUCGUGCGUCGAUGCGGCGAUGGAAGCUUUAGCGUCGCUGGUAUAAUUGACUGGGAGUCGAGUGGGUUUUAUCCCGAAUACUGGGACUGUGUAAAGGCAGCAAACAACCUUACACCAAGGGAGCAAUCCGACUGGUACGAGUACCUGCCGAGAUCCAUAUCUCCCCGACAGUAUACAAUCCAAUGGCUGGUGGAUAGAGUAUGGGAUCGGAGUUUGGUGAACAGCUAG